CAUAUCACAUGUUAGUGAAAGAAAAUACUUUCAACAAGCCAACAGAAGGGUUAGCAGAAUCUAGUGAGUUAUUUGGCACACAGUCAAAUGUACCCCGAGAAAAGAGUCAUUUGGCAGUACCUCCUAGUCGGCUAAGACGUUUAGAGUGAGAAUCGUAUGAAGAAUUCCUAAAUCGCUACACCUCUGAUCGUGUAAUGUUGUCUGCAGGUUUCUUUCUUUUUUUAACUCUCUUGGCCUCGCAGGAUCCGGUAGACGCAUCCCUGUGGCCAAAGUUGUCAGGAGCCAGACGCUUUCUCGAUCAGAUCUUCUGGGGAAACUGUCAUCCGUUCUUAAAUACGAAGUAAGUUAAGAAGCUUUUAUAAGUUACUGAUGCAUACCUUGCCAGAAAUUUUGACUUUUAUGCUUUCUGCGUACCAUGUUAAAAGAAGAACGCAGUGCAGGUAAUCGCAUACCAAUGUUAACGCCAAAUCCUUUCGAAACGGAGUUCAAAAAUUCUCGGGAGAAUUCGCGAAUCAAGUUGUUUGUACGUGCACCCUGCAGCGUACCGAUGGUCUAAACGAUGAAUGUAUCAACAUGGUUCUCAGGGUUCUCCGCAUACUCGUCCUCUAGGCCGCGCGAGAUGCGGUGGCCGGCGUCUGCACUAUUCACUUUAAUGACUUUGAAGAAAAUAAGAGAAAAGCUCGCCGUCUACCAAUUGCCAUGAGACAGUUGUUAGUUUUCACGCGAUUUGCAGUCCCUUCUAAGGCCCAGUUCAAACGUCGAAUUUCACGUGUGCCGAACUUAAUUCCCAUUUUAGUCCACUAAAAUAGUGAAAUACGGCAUUUGAUUCAAACGUCGAAUUCAACUCUCUGAUCUCCUGUCGAAUUUAACUCUGUUCGCUGUCAAUAUUCCCAGUUAAAAAAUAAUAAUUUACUAAAAUUCAUGCGUUAAGUUCGGCACAUGUGAAAUUCGACGCAAGUUUGAACCGGGUUAACAUAACAUAACAUUUUAUUAGCAUUCCCAUAUACAGAAAUGGCAUUGCUUUUAAACUAUCACAAUUAUAGAUUUAAUUAUAUUUAAAAUAAACAGACAGUAUUUAAUUAUAUGUAAAAAUUAGAAAUCUCUCAGUUUCCCUUGCUUUUGUUUUAUGGAAUAAAAUUAUGUAAGUUGAAAUGCUUCAGAGACAUAGUAUACACGUUUUUUUUUUACAAACAUAUGGAUCGAUAUUGUUAAAAAGAAAUAAAACCUUUUCCGAUUUGUUUAAGACUACGAAUUUGGGGUACUUGGCUCCUACGUUUUGAAAAAAAAUCGCAUCAAAAUUGCAACAGCCAAGUAAUACGUAAGCAGAGUUAAGUUUCGUCUGUGGCGUAGGCUAAAGCAGUAAUCGCAUUAUUAAAAUACCAAAACCGGAGGGGGGGUACUCAACAAAGUUUUAUACUGGUAGGCUCCACCCCGAGGUCUAACCCCGUACCCUUUUAUAAACCAUUUUUGACCAUUGACAGAAAAUUCACCCUUUUCGUGCGUUCCGAUUGACAAAUGGUACCUCUUUUCACAUAUACCUUAGUAUAGAACUUUUUGGCAUCCUUUUCAACUGCUGUAAAUGCACUGUCUAUAAAAAAAAAAUGAAAAAAAUACAAAACCAGAACUUUUUCUGGACUUUGCACAGUCGUAAAAUGCAUCGGUGAGCCCUUGUUCGGCCUUUUAACAGACCGACAUGACAGAUUUGAAUUCCUUACCCUUUCAUACUGACUUCAAAAAGUGAAAUCUCUACGGCCGCCUGGUUAGCUCAGUUGGGAGAGCGCCGGUCUGCUGAGCGGGAGGUCGCGGGUUCAAACCCCGGCCUGACCAACACUUAGGGUCUUUAAAUAACUGAGAAGAAAGUGCUGCCUUUGUAAUGACAUCUGCAAAUGGUUAGACUUUCUAGUCUUCUCGGAUAAGGACGAAAAACCGUAGGUCCCGUCUCACAGCACUUUCACUGAUCUGUUCUUGUGGGACUUAAAAGAACCCACACUACUGUUCGAAAAGAGUAGGGGACGUAGGUGAUGUGGCCAACCUUAACGGGUUGUGGGAUUGGGUAGGGAUGGCACCUUGCAUGGGACCUGUGAGUCCCGUUCGUUCCUAUUCCCUCUGGGCAGGCCUGUGUCCAGAAAAGCUUGUAAAACGAAGAAGGUAACCUUUUCGGUUUGAGAGCCUCCCCGUAUAGGUAGUUAUAGGAAGUAAUCUCCCCUCCCCCAUCUGGGAACGAAACCUUCUUUAGCAGAUAAGCAUGUGCCCCAAGGGAAUCGCUGCAUAAGCCGGCGUUGCAAAAUUGCUAUAUAAUUGGCACCAUGAAAUCACCACAAAAUCUCCUGUCUCUCUCAGUAGCCUGUACACAGACGUUGUUUUAUUUUUCUUUUCGUUCUUUUGAAAAACACCGGCGUGCGCGGAGCGCGAGAAAGAAAAAUAAAUAACUUCCUAAUUCUUCUUCCCUCACCCCUACCCCCUAGCCAUGGCGGUCAAUGAAUCCCCCGGGGUUUAUUUUUUAUCACACGCGCUCGACGGACUUUGAAGAGAAAAUAGAGGGUCUGUAAACAGGCUACUGUCUCUCAGGCCUCUGGAUUAUUCUUUUUGUUUGAUGGUUUUAAAAAUUCUAACUUUUUUUUUCUUCUUACAGUGACAACAAAACACAAGGGGUAUGUCAAACACUAUCUUAUUGUUUUCUCCUUUUUGACUGUUUUUAACUGAGAGGAGAGGUCGUUACGUCCCGUUGCCAUGGUAGCAAAAUUUCUGGAUGACAACAAACCGACACAAGUGGAUUCGCACUGUUUCAAACUUCAUCGAUCUUAAUCAAUUUCAUUUAAUUUGUCAAAUGUUGGCGAAUUUUUGUGGGGUUAAAUCCGAAAGGACCGUAUCUAAGUUUAGAAAAAGAAAAAGAAAAUUUUUGCGUUGUGCUCACCUACUUCGUAAUUAAAAGCAGUUGCGUGAAAUUAGGGAAUUUCACGUCGCAGUCAUGCAACGACGGCUAAGAAACGUACAAAAAAGCGCGAUGCACGUGCAGAGUUAAUGUUUUGCGGAUAUAAACCUAUUGCUUUUUUCCAGUUCUCUUUGCCUUCGCCGGCGUCGUUGCCUACGCUCCCUAUUGUUGUGAUCCAGAAUUUUGCUACCAUGGUAAUUUGACGUCACAUUUCUCCUCUCUAUAUGCCACUAAAUAUAAUCUUUCGACUUUGACGAACAAAAAGUCACAAAAUUGCAUUCAAAUCUUGCAUCGAGUAAAGUGUCAUAUAUUAAGACUAAUCAACUGGCUAUCAAAUUCUACUCGGAUUAAAAUGCUUUAGGAAUAUAAAUUUACUGGUAAAUGACCACGCAAUAUUGGAUUUCGGCAGGUAUUAGGCAAAGAAUUUAUGCGAGAAACUAAGCAUUUUUCAUGCUCGGUUUAAAAAAAGUUAUUGCUUGGUUUAAAAAAAAGUUAUAAUAGAACCUUGGGCUGCUUUCGGUACCGUUUUACAGUCCGUUACAGUCCUCGGGACUGUAAAAUAUUUUGCUUUUAUUUUGCCUCGUAAUCUGCUGCAGUCAAUCGAGAUUAUAUCAAGUAGCACAGAUAAUUUAUAAAAACUCAUGAUUCAGUUAUCUCUGAUCUUGUGUGUUAUUCCCACCAGUACAGUACAUCAAUUUCAGUGGAAUAGUUCAUGUUUUCAAGCUGUCGACAUUUUAAUUGGUGAACACUAAAACUUAUCAACGAUGUUUGUGGUCAGUCAUUUAUUGAGUGCUAAAGGCGUCCCCUGAAUGGAGGUUAGACCCAGGUGCUGGGACCCAAAAAAGUGUCCCUUUACCCUGAAUAGACGUGUCCCUUCAAUAGAGGUAAAAAAUACAAAGAUUAUGUCAACAAUUCUCUGGGACCACUGCCUGCAAUCUAGAAUCCAAGACUGUCUUAGAUUCCCAUAUAUGGGGCGACUCUCUGCUGAUGUGCACUACGUUUGGGGGCAUGUAGGCCCGGUUCAGACGCCGAACUUUUCAUGAACCGAACCUAAUACAUUUAUUAAGUGCAUGAAACGUUCGGCGUCUGAAUCAAUUAGGAACGCCUAAUACAAUUUGGAAUGGCUCAGGCGUUCUUUUCGCCCAGCCCGGCCGGGAAUUCCGCCUUUGCAGCGACUUUGGAACGGCUUUGAUUCGGACGCCGAACUUUUCAUGUACCGAAGCUAAAGCAUAAAUUAUUAUAACGUAUUUUGUAAGCAGUUUGACCAAAAUGAGCAUUUUUCUCCUUUUGAAUUUAGUUCAGCUGCAAUUAAGAUCGGCGUCUGAAUCAAUUCAGCCGUUCUUAACAAUCUGGGUCGGCUUUAAUUCGAAUUAGGUUCGGCUCAUGAAAAGUUCGGCGUCUGAAUCGGGCCUAAGAAUGUAUAAAAUAGCCAUUCUUUCACGUGAUUUAUAUUAACAGGUAGGUUUUCCUCCACCUUUGAGUAACUUCAAAUUAGGGGCUCACCGGGGACUUCAGGAAUGCAGAAAUCAGUUUGCGAACGACAGCUUGUGGAACUGUACAGUUGAUUGGAAGCACGUUGAUUCAGAGUUGCCCGUUUUUGUCAACAGCGCACUUCCUUGUGGUAAGAUUGUUUACAUUUGUGAUCUAAAAAUAUAAUCAGGUCUUAAUAGAUCCUACGUUCUUCGGCAUAUUCGUUUGCGGUCCUUUGUAGUCUUUUGUGGUUAAUAUUUGUACUUUAUGUAUUCUGGGGCCGUAACGUAGAUCUUUCAUAGAUCCAAUAUGCCGUAAUUCUUGCAUGGUUCUGUCCAUGUUUUAGAGGUUGGUUUUAGUCAAUUCUUUAUUUUCUCUGCGAGACAUCAACUUGACACUUGGACUCUUGCGCCCCAGGAGACACGUGGUAUGGUGUGAUUCUGUGGGUGUUGAGGGUUCUGGGUCAGGGUUUAAAUCAGAGUGCGCAGAUAUUUUUCAUCAGAGCUUUCUCUGGUUGUUACGCCAUACUGACGAGCCCCAAAGAGGGCGAAACAGCUGUCUAUGGCUACAAACCCGGUCUGUUUUGAGCUCUUUCGGUGUCGUGUUGAAUUGAUGUCUUGCAUAGUUAAUUUUCACGUAGAACGGUCAGCAUUGCAGUAUUCUGCUUGCAGAAUUUAAUAUGUCUAAAAAUAUAAUAUUCACACCUAACUGCAAUAAUGUUGUCAUAAAAAAUUUUAAAAAAGGCAAGUAGAAAAAGCUAUGUGAGUAAGACACACGCACGUUCAGGCAUCUGAUCUGACCCCGGAGAAGGGAGGGGGCAGAUAAUCGACCAAUAUUUGAGUAUAGGUGAACCAUUGAGGGUUUGAGACCCUACCCCUAUUUAAGGCAAAAAGUCCUAAUCCUAAAAAAUCCUUGGGCAUAACCCUCAUAUAGGACAAAGGACAAAAUGUAUGCCGUCAUUUAUAUUAUUGGCGUUGCAAUUGAGGAAAUUCGUGUCACAGUCACUGCUUUGGUAUCCCGUCUUGAAAUACGAACAAAAUUCAUCAAGCUAAUCAAAUCGAUCGUGCAUGCAACACCAUGUUUAUGAUUGGGACAGACACGCACGAAAUUAUAUAACUUGUUUAGGAAAGACUCAAGCUAUUCCCCUCUCCCCUCCCCCUCCCAAUGCUUUUUUGUUGUUGUUGUUGUUUUUUUUUAGCCUGUUGCCAGGUUUUUUUAUUGUUAUUAUUAACGAUUUUUUGACAGCAGUUGCAACAAAAUAAAAUAAAAUAAAAUGAAGAAAAAAUGGAGAAAAAAAAUGAAUCCAAUAAAUAAAAGAAGAAAAAAAAACAUAACAUAUAAUAACGGAAAGCCGAGGAAACGAAGCAUUUAAGCUACUACUAUCACUACACUUGACCUUCGCGCAUCUCUCUCAUGGCAUCAUUUAGUUUAGGAACUGUUGACGAGUUCUCUACAAAGGGACAGCUGAUGAAGUCAGUUUGAAUCUCCGUUUUUUUGUCUUAAAGAUAGAAUAAAAAUUAAAGAUUUCCUUUUAUUAGUAUGACAUAAGCAUCUGUGGUCUCUUCUCCAUCUGGAAUAAGUAACUUUCUAAAGCAACUUUUCUUUUUAUUGCUAGCUGUCUCCAAAUUGAGAAAAUAUUUCUUGUAUUCCUUUCACCGUGUUCAUACCAAGUAGCACGAGAACAGAUUUUUGAACCUCUUAUAAUAUAAUCGCAUUCUUUUUCGUACUCCAUUUUACAAGUUUCUAAAUUUUCCAGGCACUGCGGUUGGUGCCUCCGCAACUUUUUCUUCGAAUUUCCUCAAUCUUUCUUCGAUUUUUUUCAGCUUAAUUUUUCUUACGUUAGAUUUUACUUUGCUGUAUCUAAUAGUUUCUUGUCGAAUUCUUAUAUUUAAUGUAGUCCCAUUGUAUCCUUAGAUCUUCACAAUAACUGAUUUCACCGAGCCAAAUAGGAAAAGUUUCGCGCAUACAUUGGACAAAAUUGGAGUCACUGACUGGCAGUAGACUAUUAUUAAACCUCCAAAAUUAAGGACCUCUUGGGUAUUCAGCUAAGCUAUCAACUUCAAGAACAACAGCGGAGUGGUCUGUGUUGAUACCGGUUAUUUAUAAUAUCAGUUUUCGCGACAUCGUCUUGAAGUGAAUCGCUUAUGAACCAAUAAUCAAGUCUUCUUUGAAUUAAUGGGGUUUUUUUGACGCCAAGUAAAUGUUUUGCUUUCAGGGUUACGAACUCUCCAAAUGUCCACAAGGUCAUGGUCCAUAAUCAAAUCUUCCACAAACUUAACUGAAUCUCCGGCCCGAACUGUUUAAGGGUCGGUUUCAAGCACACAUUAAAAUCUCCCCCAGCUAAGGUUUUUUAGUUAGUCACUUGAUAUUCUUCGUCAGAAAUAAACUCAGACAGUGUUUGAAAAAACGAAGAUUGCUUUACUGACUUCUUAGGUGCGUAUAUAUUAAUCAAAAGAAAGGGAGCCCGGGAGCUCUAAAAUGUUUUUCCGUGGAGCCCGGAGCCCCGUCGCUUCGUUACUUGGAACCCUAAUACUAUUUUACUGUAGAGCCUGGAGCCCUCAAAACGUUUGCUGCGGAGCCCGUAGCCCCAAAUAUUAAAAUUCGGACAUUCUUGAACACAGAUAGCGUCAUAACGUGCUUUCUUUGUUGUUGUUUGCUGGGAAUCGGAACGACGAUAGUAAAAAGCCAGUAAACUAGACUGAGGCUAACUAACAUUCAUUCUUUUAAUUGUAAUGAGUCUAAUAAUGAUGCUGUUCUUGGCGUGUGCUGCAAUCCACAUGCACUUACUAUACCUACUUUUUAACUGCAUCAUGUUUAAACUCUAAAUUACUUAGACAUAUAUUUCAUGAUAUAUUGCUUGAUUCAGGUUUUUAAGCUUUUGUCCUACCUAGACAUUGGAAAAAUCCACAUAGCACCCUUCGACAGUAGGCAGUGUCUCAAGUGUCAGAUAUUUUUUACAGCAACAAUCUGUUCUCUUCCCCCUCCCCCAUCAUUCCUUUUUUUUUGGCUUUCGUCCCAAUUUUCUCGCGUGGAAACGCUUGCUACGCAGGCAAAUUUUUUUGUCUCAUUACCCGCGUAGCUAAUCGAACCCAAUCGAACUCCAAUCGUUCGAUUGACUUCGAGUGGGGAUCGUUAAUUUUUUUUUUUUUAAAUCAGGUGGGAAGGGAGGCUGGUGGGAUUUGAGAGGGGGGCACUAUGCAAAAAAAUAUGGCAAAAAAAUAUACCAGGAGUACCUGGAUAUCCAAAAUCCACCGCAUUAAGAGCCUUAAGAUACCCUCUCUGUCCCAUAAUAUUAUGGCUCUUGACUGCGUGAAAUCCAUUUUCCAAGACUGUCAUGAAUCCCUUCCAUGAGUGACUUUUUACUGAUUUUCUUACAGCCACUCCAGAGACAGCCUUUCUCCACGCCAUCAGCGCCGCCGCCAUUACUUACGAACUAACCCUAAAAUGCCGGUAUAACAUAGCGGGAUGCUCUUGUGUGACACGUCGAGUAUCUAAUAGUCGGUCGGUAAAGUCAGGAUGUGGAGAUAAUGUUGAGUAUGGGAUGGAACAGACAAGGCGAUUUUUCGAUGAAAUAGAAACUGGAAACGACGCUCGGACAGCAAUGAACAGGCAUAACAACAGAGUCGGAAGAGAGGUACGGGUAGUUGUAGUUACAAGACUGUUUGGGUUGAAGACCAUUUUAGCAAGUCUUGAUCUUUUGGUUUCUCACCUUAGGUAAGCAUCAAAAACUUGCUAAAAUGGCGUUUAUAGGACAGGUAACAGUAAGAUACCAACGCAGACACAACUCUUUAUGAGGAAUGCUCAAGACGUUUAAGGCCUGGGUCAAAGGUGUGUUCUGGACAUAUGAAUGAUUGGCAAUAUCUCCCUAGAACAAAAUGAAAUUUUUCCCCAAAAGUAAAUCUUGAGGUUUUUGUUGUGCCUUAACGUUUAAUUAUGGUCAUGUGACCAAAAAUUUGAAAUGAAGGAAAUUCCGAAUUAGUAGCGAACUUACUUUGUUUGGAUAAACAAAUUGGCAUUUCUGAGAGAUGUAAACAUGCCUAACUUUCUACGUUUGGAAUGAAUGUAAAAGAAGUUUAAAAUUAAAGUUUUCAAUAAUUCAAGAUUAAGUUUGGGCAUUUUAAAUGGUGUUUUUCCUCAUAACUUUUUAUUGAAGUUCAAAGGACGGUCAUUCCAAACGUGAAGUGUUAGAAAUAUUUAAUAUGAAUUAGAAAAACGUUAUUGCUAGAUUUCUUUUCUUAAACUGGCCACCAAUUGGUCAAUAAUUUAUGAUUAUUAGCAAAAUGGCCAUGUGACAUAUCACGUGACUUAUUAACACAAUAUUUAUUCCUUAAAAUCUUAAGGACGAUGAGUUCUUUAUGUAUGCCAAAUUUUGAUUCAGCGCCAUCAUCUAUGCCGAAGUUAUAGCUAAUAAAUCAUUUUCCACAGGUAAACCCCUUAGUCCCAGGCCUUAAACUAUCUGAGGUAUGGAACGUUUUUUUCUUUUCCUUUAUUACCCCCCCAGGGUUUAAAAGCAGUGGUUAAGUGUACUUACGGGGUAUCUAUAAAUGAGCAUGUGUUCUAAUCAUUUUUAGUUUUGAGCACCUUUUAAGAGGUUGGAACCCUUUUUUCCUGUUACAGGUAGUCGGAUCUAGCCUUGUUGACUGGUGUAAAUCAUGUCGUGACGUCAUUACACGAUCCAAGUUAUGGGCUCCUGACAAGUCGAAGACUUGCUGGAAGAUACUGCCUCCUUUUCAAGACAUUGGAACAAUGCUAAAGAAAAAAUACCACAAUGCUGUGCCGGUGUUGUUUGUUGGCAACAGGUUGAUGGAGAAAGUUGGUGAUAAUAUGAGAGCCAUACAAAACAACGAUACAAAGCUUGUUUAUCUUGAUCCCUCCUCGAAUGGCUGCCUCCGAGAUGACACCAUGACCUCACCCAAUAAUGAAAUGUUUAAGACAAAGUCAUGUAAGAGCGUAUCUCGCUACAAACCCAACUGCCAUUUUUUUUCAGCUCUGUGCAGCUAUUUCGGAAUGAGACAAGAAACAGUAACAGAAAGAGUGAGGAAGACUAGGAGACGUCGGUUCUGCUUCGAGGGUUACAGAAGGAGACGAACCUUUCACACGACCACGACAACGACCUGUCACAGUAAACCUCAGGGUGUUAAAGCUAUUUAAUCUAAGAGGGUUUUGUGCCUUUUUUUUUUCCUUUUCCCAUCCAUGCCUUUUUGGUGUCCAGUUUUGUGUUAAGAUAUUCCUUUAUGGUUUUCAGUAAGUUCUUAUUUUGCAUGGCAGUUAAUUUUGUGAUAUAGCGGCCCUGGGAAGAAGUUGGGCGUAAUGACAAUAUUGAGUGUUCGACUUACGGACGCGAGGGAUUAUACUCUAACUUCCCUCCAAGUCGUACUUUAAAAUUUUGGGAGACUCUGUAAUGCCGGCGUUGGACGAAAAUACGUUCAUAACUGGCGGAGUCGUCCAAUACGGAAUUGACUAUUUCAGCUCAUAAGUUAUGAGGUUCGACAGGAGUCAGGAGUUUUGUUCAGUGACACUCAAGAUUAUCUCCAUGAUUGCUUUGAUUUAAAAGUUUUAAGUCUGCUAUUUCAGAGCAUAAUUUGCAAUUUCUAGUGUACGUAGGUACUUUUCGUAGACACUUCGAGGCACGACAAAUACCGUAAACUGCCCCUUAUAAG
Messenger RNA from Porites lobata, 10062 nucleotides. NCBI's taxonomy places the organism in Eukaryota, Metazoa, Cnidaria, Anthozoa, Scleractinia, Poritidae. The record is from the annotation of a GenBank genome assembly.